Messenger RNA from Thrips palmi, 1827 nucleotides. RefSeq names its product putative serine protease K12H4.7. The coding region runs from base 130 to 1677 and encodes 515 amino acids. Lineage: Eukaryota; Metazoa; Arthropoda; Insecta; Thysanoptera; Thripidae. Gene Ontology annotation, biological process: proteolysis. Gene Ontology annotation, molecular function: dipeptidyl-peptidase activity; serine-type exopeptidase activity. The transcript has 9 exons. The record is from RefSeq and is a predicted model, not a curated record.
GUGCCGGGAUUUCACGCAAGCGUCGAGCUACGUUCGGCUCAAGAAAAACAGUCAUUAUUUGAAAGGGAGAAAACAUCCAAGAAUUUUGAAAUUUGAAAGAAAAGGGCGCGAUCCAGGUCCACAGCAGCCAUGCAAGUGCUGUGCGCCGUUGGCGCCGUCGCCCUGGUGUGCCUGGCGCUGCUCCAGGCCGCCCAGGUGGAGUCCGCCAGUGUGUCCGGCCAGCGGCAGCUUCUCAAGGGGUCGCUGGUCGGGCGGCGCCGCCUGCCCCCGCCGCCCCCGCGCCGCGGCAACAGGCUCGGCGACGACGCCGUGACGACGCACUGGUACCCCACCCAGCUGCUGGACCACUACGACGUCACCAACGACGCCCGCUGGAGCCAGCGCUACUUCGCCAACCCCAGCCUCUACGAGGAGGGCGGCCCCAUCUUCAUCUUCAUCGAGGGCGAAGGUGAGGCCCAGUCGGGCUGGAUCGCCGAAGGUGGCAGCUUCAUGUACUCGCUGGCCGAGGAGUUGAAGGCCAAGAUGUACGUGCUGGAGCACCGGUACUUUGGCAAGAGCAGGCCCUUCCCGAACAUCACGACCGAGAACCUGCUGUGGCUCACCCCCGACCAGGCCAUCGCCGACCUGGCGCGGUUCAUCGAGUACCUCAUCGACCAGGGCGAGAUGAAGGAGGGCCAGAAGGUGGCCGUGUUCGGCGGCUCCUACCCGGGCAACCUGGCCGCCUGGUCCCGAUACAAGUUCCCCCACCUCAUCAACGCCGCCGUCGCCUCCAGCGCCCCCGUCCGCGCCAAGCUCAACUUCCCCGAAUACAUGGAGGUGGUGACCCGGUCCAUCCGCAGCGUGGACGGCGACGAGUGCGCCGACAACGUGCAGAGGGGACUCGAGCGGCUGAGGAAGCUGGCCAUGACCACGGACGGCCUCAAGCAGAUCCAGAAGUGGUUCUACAUGUGCGAUCCCCUGGACACGAGCAACAAGCUGGACAUGGACAUGUUCUUCAACAUCCUGUCCAACCCGUUCGCCACGGCGACGCAGUACAACCGCGACAACAGUGGGGCUAAGUACAGCAUCAAGUCCCAGUGCAAAUACAUGAAGGACAAGAAGACGGACGACGACGCCGCGGCCGCGCUCGCCGACGUGUUCGUGGCCAGCCAGUACUUCAUCAUCGGCUGCAUCGACUGGACCUACAAGGCCAACACCGAGAGCUUGAGGUCCAUCGAGUACAAGGGCGCAGACCGCCAGUGGGUGUACAUGACGUGCACCAGCUUCGGCUACUACCAGACGCCGGACGGUGACACCAUCUUCCCCAAGGGAUACUUCGGCCUCGACUACUUCCUUCAGCAGUGCACGGACGCCUUCGGCGAGAACUUCGCCGAAAAGCUGAACCAGAAGGGCGUGACGCGCACCAACGUCGUCUACGGCGCCCUCAAGCCCGACGUGGAGCACGUCAUGUUCGUCAACGGCGAGAUCGACCCCUGGCACGCGCUGGGCGUCGUGGAGCCCCUCAACGCCGAGUCCCCCGCCGUGCUCAUCUCCACUACCUCCCACUGCUACGACAUGUACCCCAACCAGUACGCGGACAGCGACGAGCUGAGGCAAGCCCGGGAGCGCAUCCGCGAGUUCCUCAUCGACGCCCUGUACGAGAGCCCCGACAGCGACAACCCCACCAUCAGCCCCUGACCGCGCAGACCGCGCAGUGCGCGCAGCAAGAAACAAAAGCCAAACCCCCAAUUCCGAGACAAGAGACUGUCGCUGCCGAGGCAGCAUGUAUUCAUCGCAAAAAUGUCACAAGUGUGCAACAUCUGAAUAAAAACAAGCUCACUCACACUA